AGGGACGUCGGACAGUAAGCGACUUUGGAAUGGCGAUCUCUAUAUUCGCCAUGACAUUACUGGACUUCUCCAUCAAGGACGUCUAUACACAAAAGAUGCCUGAACUAUCAAGUCUACAACCUACAGUCCCCGAGAAGCGUGGAUGGUUCGUGGGUCCCGCGGGGAUCCACGCGGGAUGGAUGUUCGCCGCAGUUAUCCCGGCAGUCUUUGUGAGCAUUCUGUUGUUUAUGGAAACAGAACUGACGGGAAUUGUUUUGAACAAGAAAGAGAACAACCUGCGCAAAGGCGCCGGGUAUAAUUUAGACUUGAUGGUUGUGGGUUUAGUAUGUGGGUUGUGUUCGUUCAUGGGCCUACCAUGGAUCUGUGCGGCGCCCGUCAGGUCGGUGUCGCAUAAGAAUUCCCUGACUGUAAUGAGUACCACGCAUGCGCCAGGAGAACGGGCACAUGUUGUGAAAGUCAUUGAACAGCGAGCCACAAACAUAUUUAUACAUAUAUUUAUCGGUAAGUCAUUUCUUUUGCUUUGCCACUUGCAGUAAGAGCCCCAGCUAGGGGUGGAAAAAAAAUUUUACUUUCUGGGACCGCAAAAGAACAUUGAAAAUGUUCUGCAAACAAUCGGGUAAAUCGACACUCGGUCACUGUAACUGUGUGACACUAACAAGUUGGCAAACUGGAUGCCAUGCUAUAUUUUACAGUCAAACUGGAUGUUUUCUUGCAAGCAACAUUGCAAUAUUGUCUCACAAUAGUGCAGUUUUGACAGGGAGAUUGCUGUGAGUAAUUUGCAAGCGACGAGAACAAAUUGCAAGUUGAAAUUCACAAAAGAUUUGUAAACAAAGCUUUCUGAUUGGACUAUUAGUAAAAAGGAAGCCAAUCAAAUAGUCUGAGCAACUGGAUUGGUGCUUCCCUUUUUCUUAUAGUCCAAUCACAGGCUUUGUUUACAAAUAUUUUGUGAAUUUCAACUUGCAAUUUGUUCGUCUCGCUUGCACAUUGCUCAGAGCAAUCUCCCUAUCAAUAUUGUAAUAUUGUGAGACAAUAUUGCAAUGCUGCUUGCAAGAGAACAUCCGGUUUGACUGUAACAGAUAAAAUACUUCAAUGAACCGAGAAUCUUAAUGAUACUUUUAGGAAUAUAACAUGCAUAAAACAAAUUUAGAUAACUUAAUGUAGUAAUUUCCGGCAAAACAACAUGUUUUUGUAGAAUUUUGAGCAUUAUUCUAACCUUUAUGACUCGUGUUUACUAGGUUUCUCGGUUCUACUAGCUCCAGCGUUAAAAGCGAUUCCUAUUGCAGUUUUAUUUGGAGUAUUCGUUUAUCUUGGCACAAUAUCACUGUCUGGAAAUCAGUUUAUCAUUCGUUUGGUGAUGUUCUUCAUGCCGCCGAAACAUUAUCCUGACUUCAGAUUUGUACGCAAGGUAAUCUAGUCAGUCCAGUGCUUUUAUAUUACCAUUCACGUGUGUUUUUUCUCAAUUGUGUUUGGCUAAUUUUCCUGCAAAUAACUGGUACAAAUGAUGGUCUGAGCAUUACGCACAUUCAGUGCUCAACAGGCUUGUUACAAGUUGUUCCAACAACUUGUUAUCGUCCUGCAAUUCAUCAAUUUGUCAACAAGUUGUGAGCGACAACCUUGUAGCAACUUUAUUACAGCAUUACAAUUUGCUGACAAGCUUGCUACAAGCCUGUUAGGCAUUACUCGUACCUUGAUCAGUUAAAGUGUCACUGACACCAAACUAUGAUUUUUGGUAUGUGUAAUAUUUGGGCCAUUCUAAGAUGACAAGUAAUAUAUCUUUAUAUAGUCCAGCGGAAAAGUAAAAAAUCAUGCACUUUGUGAAGAAAGCACCCAAUUCACAGGAAGUGUAGACUUUAACAUGAUAAUGAAUCUUAGAUAUGGAGGCAUCACCAAAACUGAUGCUGACGGCUUAAAAUUUAGGAUUUCUUAUAUUCUCUUAUUAAACUCUAUUACUGUUUAAAAUUGUGAAAUUGCAGGUUCACAUAUAGCAAAAAUGACUUGCAUGAUUAGAAAGCUUACAAAAAACUACAUAUAAGACUUUUAAACGGCUGAUUGAUUUUCCAAGCAGUUUUCCAGUUAUUGCUAUUUAAAAACGUGAUAAAUAGGCAAAAAUCCCGCCAAAGUCCUGGACACUAGCCCUAAAACAUAUUUUCAACCGCUCAUAACUCCAGAGGAGUUGGAAAAUCAGAGUAACUGCUUAAAUGUCUUAUAUGCAGUUUUUUGUAAGCUUUCUAAUGACGCAUGUCAUUUUUGCUAUAUGUGAACCUGCAAUUUCACAAUUUUUAAUUGUAUAAGAGAUUAAUAAGGGAAUAUAAGAAAUCCUAAAUUUUAAGCCGUCAGCAUCAAUUUUGGUGAUGCCUCCAUAUCUAAGACUUAUUAUCAUGUUAAAAUCUACACUUCCUGUGAAUUUGGUGCUUUCUUCACAAAGUGCAUGAUUUUCUCAAAUAUCUGUGCAUAUCCGCUGGACUAAUUGUGAAAACCUCAUCUUGAUCAACUUUUUCCCUGUCAAAGUUUCAGGAUAUAUUUGGAGCAAAAACAAAAUUUGCGAAUCAUCUAAUGACACCAUACAUAGUAACUACAAUGAAAAAGUUGAUCAAGAUGAGCUUUUUUACUGUAAGGAUAUACUACAUUUCUUAUUAAAACGACUUCACACAUACCAAAAAUCACAUUUUGGGUUUGUAGUGCUUUAAAAUUCGAGUUCAUUGUCUUGUGCUCAUGUACAGUAAACCCAACUGAAAUCAACUUUAUAACAUCUUCGUAGAAAUAUAACCUGCUUAAUUCCAUCCAUUUUUCGUUGACAGGUCAGUGGCAGCAAGAUCCACCUGUUCACAUUGAUCCAGUUGUUGUUUUUGUGUGUUCUCAUUGCUGCAAAGAUGACGUAUAUUGCUCCUUUGUUUCCUCUGCUCGUUAUUUGCCUUGUACCCAUCAGAAAACAGUUGUACAGAAUUUUUAACCAGAAAGAAUUGACAGAGGCAAGUAUUUGUGAAGAUUCUGCUACAUCCCUAUAUAAUUAAUUAAAUGCAUCUAUAACUAUGUUUAUACAUACCCCCAAUAUCCUCUCCCCAAUAUCCCACCAUAUCCUCCUCCCACCCCAAUGCCCCCAAAAAAAAAGUGUCCGCCAUGUUCAUUGUCUUUCUAUUUUUCAGUUGGAUAACGAGGAAUCACUUGUUUACGAGGAUGAUAUGGACGAGUAUAAUAUGAUCCAUGUCCCAAUAUGAGGUGUGGAUAUAUGUGGAUAUAACGUGAUAUAUGUACCAAAACGAGCUGUGGUAACUAUGGAUAUCUAUGAAUAUAAUAGGAUACCUGUUCCAUACGAGGUACCAUUUAUGGAUAUAAUAUGAUAUGUGUCCCUGUAUGAGCCGUGGUAUCUUUGGAUAGCUGAGUAUAUUAUGUGGUGGUAAAUGUAUAUAUGGAUAUGAUAUGAUGAUAUAACAGGACCUGCAGUGAUUGGCAGGGUACCAUAUCGUGCAGGCGAGUUAAUGUUCCUGUCUGUAUAUGUAGUCAUUAAUUAUCCCUAACUACCGCAUAUCACCCAAAUUACUUGGCAUUAUACCUAAUUACAAUGCAUUAUCCAACUUUUCAUUAAUUAAAUUAAUUUUCAGCUUACAAUAGGUGAAAUAAAUAUUCAUAGUGUUUCCCAAAACAAUUAUAUUUAUCGCUAUGCGAACCAGAAUUUACAGAGAUUAUUUAAUCAGAAUGAAUCAUGAACUCUCAUGUAAAUAUUUGUAACUUUUUCCUAUGAUUUGACCUUUCGUACAACUUGUAAAACAUUUUCUUGAAACCUGCGAUGAAACUUCUACUAAAGAGUUCGUAUAAUUAUGUUAUUCGUUUAUAUUAUUCGUUUAAUUCUUACUAAAGAGUUAUAUGUCUCUUUGUAUAUACUCAAUUAUUUUGACAAUUUUAAAAAAAUUCUGUCGAGCAAAAAAUUUUCAAAUUACGCAAAUUUGAUUAUUAAUAAAUUUUUUUGGCUUGAAAGAUUUUUUAAAAUUUUCAGUACAAUGUGUACACUAAGAAAAAUCAUUUUAUGAAUAUUAAUUAAAAUUUGGGGUCACCGAUGUCUUUUUCGAGAAAAUACAACUGCAUGAGCACUGUAGACAUUUCAAACAGCGAACUCUGUAAAAUUGGAAUGAUAACUCCGACAUUGUUUUUGAAGCCAAGAUGGCAGAAAUUGAAGCCCAUCUUUUAGGUAUGCUCUAGCUGAAUGUAGAACCAUGGCCCUACGAAACUAGAACAACUGGUCUUUCAGAGUAAUCAAAUUUUAGAAACUCAUCUUCAUAAAUAGCAAUGUUAUUUGACGAGUGAAAAACAAGUUCGGAAUCCCCCCUCCCCCGGAGAAACACCGGACUAUCUAUGAGGGAUUUAUGUUUUUCUGGACUAUCUAUGAGGGAUUUGAACUGAACACAGAAUGAUAUGGACUGCAAUUGGCCUUUCUCACGUUGACGAAUAUCCGCCAUUUUUGGGUGCAGGCAUCUAAUUCUCUUUAACCAAUGCAGACAAUUAAAACAAUGUGAAAAGAAAUUUUCCAAAAUAAACUAACCAUUUACAAAGCAAAUUUACCAUCAUUCGUCCAAAAAAUUAUAAAAGUCGUUGUUAUGUGGACUUAUCUCGCAGACUUCGGCUGAAAAGCCACCCAAAAAUGACGGCGUGAGAAAGGCUAAUUGCAAAGGUAUUUACCACUAAAAAUGAGCAUUCAUAUGCAAAAAUUGAACAAAACAUCGAUCGGAAAACGUUAGUCAUUUUUCAGCUCCCACGAAACCCACGCGAAAAACACGCGUGUGUUAUUCAUACGAGAGAUCACUCUAUUAGCCAUUCCGAAGUUGAUGAGUGGACUGUGGACGAGUGUUAAAAAGUGCCCAAAUUAAGAAAUGAACCAAAUCACUAAAAAGACAACCUCAAAAUUAGUAAGUAUACAAAGUUUGAAAACGUUUACGUGAAUACCCUUCGAAUAAUAAGCUUUCGAAAAUUGUGAAAUUACUGAUUAAAAGAUUGUACAUUACAUUUUACAUGAUACAGUACAUUUUAUAUUCGAAGGGUAUUCAUGUAAACGUCUUCAAACUUUGUAUACUUACUAAUUUUGAGGUGGUGGUUUUAGUGAUUUGGUUCAUUUCUUAAUUUGGGAACUUUUUAACACUCGUCCCCAGUCCACUCAUCAACUUCGGAAUGGCUAAUUGCCCGCCAUCUUGGCUUGACUCAAUCAUAGAACAGUUUUUGAGUUAUCAUUCCAGUUAUAAUAGAGUUCGCUGGUUUCAAGUACCUUAAAUAUAAACGCUAUGGUCAUAUACUUUCGACUACUGAAAGAAUAUUUUGUGUUUAGUAUGGCUCUUAUGUUAGAAAUUACUUUGCAGGUUUCAGCACUGAGUAUCCCACAAAAACAUGGCUAAUUCAGAAUAUAGCUCAUGCAAACAUGCACGUCUUCAAAUUUUCGUACUAGAAUAUUUUCGAAAUCACACGUAUUUAAGUUGUCCAAUAUACAUUGUAUGUUCGUAUAUUUGUAUGUAAAUUAUAUAAAUAAGAAGUCACUUUAUACAUUUAUAAAUAAUUUUAAAUUUUGUACAUAUAUUGAAACAUAGUUUGGGUAAACAAAUUCAAAAUCUAUUUUGAUCAAGAACAGUAAUGUGUUGAAAGUAUUGUCAGUGUUAUACUGUAGAUUAAGUUCAGUUAUAGGUAUUUGAUAUAAACACAGUUUUAGCUUAGUUUUAGAGUCUCUAAGAGGAUGUCUAGCAGAGGAAAAUUGCAGAAGAUAAAGCAACGGCAUUAAGGUCAGUAGUUUGAUACAAAGAAUACGUUGAGUGAGAUAUUGUAGUGCCUGUACUUGUUUUUGUGUUGAUUUUGAAUCCCCGCUGGUUGGUUGCUCGCCUUCGG
Messenger RNA from Paramuricea clavata, 5859 nucleotides. The record is from the annotation of a GenBank genome assembly. Lineage: Eukaryota; Metazoa; Cnidaria; Anthozoa; Malacalcyonacea; Plexauridae.